This is a messenger RNA of Pseudomassariella vexata, 820 nucleotides long. RefSeq lists its product as uncharacterized. The coding region runs from base 247 to 813 and encodes 188 amino acids. The record is from RefSeq and is a predicted model, not a curated record. The transcript has 3 exons. NCBI's taxonomy places the organism in Eukaryota, Fungi, Ascomycota, Sordariomycetes, Amphisphaeriales, Pseudomassariaceae.
AGUCAGUUUUGCUCCGUUGGGGGUCCGACGGGUGUACUCUUAGGGUUAAUUGCAGGCGUCAACGGCAUUGGGGAGCCUGUUCACCAGUCGGGUCGCGUAUGCGUGCAAGGAUAUAAGCAUAUAAGGAAACAUCUGUCGACACUCUCGAAACCCACCGGAAAAGAGUGCCUCGGCAGGUCUAAGCAACUCACUUGUCUAAUCCUACACACACGCGCUUUUUGCAUCAGACAGACCGUCAAGCUCGCCAUGUCGUCAUCUCGAUCAGGUCGCUCUGGAGGAUCGGGCCAUCAUGGGUCUAGGGGGGGCAAGAAGGGCAGAUCAAGCCAAUCUUCAACCCAACAACUCAUAGAAUCAUUGCAAACCCAUCGAGUCAACGUCCUGACCGAAUUAUGCCGCAUCGAAAGAGUGGCAGCAAGCUGCGACAACGAAGAGAACUCCCGCGCAUUCCAGGGCCCCAUGACAUCGGCAUGGGACUACUACGUCAACAGCAACCAGUUGCUGACCGAACUCCGCGGGCUGACGCCAAACUACCCCAUCGUCAGCGAACUCGUCAACGAAGCCCAUCGCCUGGUGCGGAAUGACCCGGAGUCGAACCGGAGCUGGAAUUUGGCGUGGUUGUGUUUAACUAAGAUACAGGAUAAUGGUCUCAUUUCCGUCUACGCCACGUCCGAAUCCUGGAGAAAGGAGAUGUGGGGUGGUCGCGAUCCCUCCCAGGAAGAAGCAGACCAGCUUGCGCAGUGUUUUGAGUACGAGUGGGCCCAGGCGGUUGCCAACAUGCUUAGACAUUGGUCCGUGGCACCGACUUGGUACUGAGUGAUGG